GGUUCCGCGCUACAUUUUGUUUUUCCGGGUUCGCUCCAUCUUCACGCGCCGACCGAAAGCAGAGGCAGCAACCGCAUCUUCCUUCUGCUCCAUCUACUCUCUCAAGUCCUCCAGUACCGAAAACUUUGGUAUAUCGCGUCGAUUCUCACAUCCCUUAUCUGAGAAACUGUCAGAAUGACUGACUCCAAGUAUUUUACCACCAACAAAAAAGGUGAAAUCUUUGAGCUGAAGGCCGAGCUGAACAAUGAGAAGAAGGAGAAGAAAAAAGAGGCAGUGAAGAAAGUCAUUGCAGCCAUGACAGUGGGCAAGGAUGUCAGUUCCUUGUUUCCAGAUGUGGUAAACUGCAUGCAGACUGACAACCUGGAGCUGAAGAAACUGGUUUACCUGUACCUCAUGAACUAUGCCAAGAGUCAACCUGACAUGGCCAUCAUGGCCGUUAACAGCUUUGUCAAGGACUGUGAGGAUCCAAACCCUCUGAUCCGAGCUCUGGCUGUGCGUACAAUGGGCUGUAUCCGUGUGGACAAGAUCACUGAGUACCUGUGCGAGCCUCUGCGAAAGUGUCUGAAGGAUGAAGACCCCUAUGUGAGGAAGACCGCAGCAGUGUGUGUGGCCAAACUACAUGACAUCAACGCCCAGAUGGUGGAGGACCAGGGCUUCCUGGAUUCUCUCAGGGACCUGAUUGCUGACUCCAACCCCAUGGUUGUGGCUAAUGCAGUUGCUGCUCUGUCUGAGAUCAGUGAGUCUCAUCCCAACAGCAACCUUCUGGACCUGAAUCCUCAGAACAUCAAUAAGCUCCUGACGGCCCUCAACGAAUGCACUGAGUGGGGCCAGAUCUUCAUCCUGGACUGUCUCUCCAACUACAACCCCAAAGACGAGCGUGAGGCCCAGAGUAUCUGUGAGCGUGUUACCCCACGUCUCUCUCAUGCUAACUCGGCUGUGGUGCUGUCAGCGGUGAAGGUACUGAUGAAGUUUCUGGAGCUCCUGCCCAAAGACUCUGAUUACUACAACACUCUUCUGAAGAAGCUCUCUCCUCCCCUCGUCACGCUGUUGUCUGGGGAACCUGAGGUUCAAUAUGUGGCCUUGAGGAACAUCAACCUUAUUGUGCAGAAACGGCCUGAGAUUUUGAAGCAAGAGAUCAAAGUGUUCUUUGUCAAGUACAAUGAUCCCAUCUACGUUAAACUGGAGAAACUGGACAUCAUGAUCCGCUUGGCCUCUCAUGCCAACAUUGCCCAGGUACUGGCCGAACUGAAAGAGUAUGCUACUGAAGUGGAUGUAGACUUUGUUCGGAAAGCCGUUCGAGCCAUCGGCCGUUGUGCCAUCAAAGUGGAGCAAUCAGCUGAGCGCUGUGUUAGCACCCUGCUGGACCUCAUUCAGACUAAAGUCAAUUACGUCGUGCAGGAGGCCAUUGUGGUCAUCAGGGACAUCUUCCGCAAAUACCCCAACAAGUAUGAGAGCAUAAUUGCUACUCUGUGUGAAAACCUGGACUCUCUGGAUGAGCCAGACGCUCGAGCUGCCAUGAUCUGGAUCGUCGGCGAAUAUGCCGAGCGUAUCGACAAUGCUGAUGAGCUCCUGGAGAGUUUCCUUGAGGGCUUCCACGAUGAAAGCACUCAGGUCCAGUUGACUCUGCUGACAGCCAUAGUGAAGCUGUUCCUGAAGAAGCCCUCAGAGACUCAGGAGCUGGUUCAGCAAGUGCUCAGUCUGGCCACUCAGGACUCUGAUAACCCCGACCUGCGUGAUCGUGGCUACAUAUACUGGCGCCUGCUGUCCACCGACCCUGUGACCGCUAAAGAGGUUGUACUGUCUGAGAAGCCUUUGAUUUCAGAGGAAACCGAUCUGAUCGAGCCCACCCUGUUGGACGAGCUCAUCUGCCACAUCGGCUCACUGGCUUCCGUCUACCACAAACCCCCCAGUGCCUUUGUGGAAGGAAGCCACGGCAUUCACCGCAAACAUCUGCCCAUCCAGCAUGGCAGUAUCGACACCGGGGAGAGUCCAGUCAGUGCCGGCCCGGCUGCUUCUAUCGAUCAACCCCAAGUCAUUCCAUCUCAGGGUGACCUUCUGGGAGACCUUCUUAAUCUGGACCUCGGUCCCCCCGUCAAUGUGCCACAGGGGUCUUCCAUGCAGAUAGGCGCUGUGGAUCUCCUCGGAGGUGGUCUGGACAGUUUGCUCGGGGGAGAUCUGGGAGGAGGUGUCGGGGGCAGUCCUGCAUUGUCCAUUGCUACAGGAGGAUAUGUGGCACCUAAAACUGUAUGGCUGCCAGCCGUCAAGGCAAAAGGACUGGAGAUAUCUGGAACCUUCUCUCGGCGUCAAGGGCACAUGUACAUGGACAUGACCUUCACCAAUAAAGCCCUGCAGCACAUGACUGACUUUGCCAUCCAGUUCAACAAGAACAGUUUUGGAGUGAUCCCCACCACACCUCUCCCCGUUCACACUCCACUGAUGCCCAGCCAGAGCAUCGACAUCUCCCUCCCUCUCAACACCAUCGGCCCUGUGAUGAAAAUGGACCCACUCAACAACCUACAGGUGGCUGUGAAAAACAAUAUCGAUGUCUUCUACUUCAGCACGCUGAUCCCUCUCAACGUCUUCUUCGUGGAGGACGGCAAAAUGGAGCGUCAGGUGUUCUUGGCCACAUGGAAGGACAUUCCAAAUGAGAAUGAGCUGCAAUACCAGAUCAAAGAAUGCCACUUAAACGCAGAUACAGUGUCAGGCAAACUGCAGAACAACAACAUCUACACCAUCGCCAAGAGGAACGUAGAAGGCCAGGACAUGCUGUAUCAGUCGCUCAAACUUACCAAUGGGAUCUGGAUCCUCGCCGAACUCCGCAUACAACCUGGCAAUCCCAAUUACACGCUCUCUCUGAAAUGCAGGGCUCCCGAGGUGUCUCAGUAUGUGUACCAGAUGUACGAUGCCAUUCUUAAGAGUUGAACGUCUCUAUCGUCCCUUUCCCCCUCCACAUAUAUGUCUCCAGGAUCCAGCUCUCCAUGUUUUCUGCCAUUGUUUUAAAUCCAUCUAUAGGUACCAGUUUACUCAGUGUGCCCAUUACGUAAGAAUCAUACAAGUUCUGUUCUAGCCAAAUGUCUUGAUGUUGUUGAUAAAGUGUCGAAGGGAAUUUUGGAACACAGCUCCAGUGUGAUUAUAUAUAUUUUUUAAUUGUUUAAAUGCUUUGUCGGUUCUUCACCAUCACAUGCCCUGUAUUGGUCAUAGGCAAAGAAGGAAAAAAAGUUGAAUCUAAAAAUAGCAUCGAGAGAAUAUAACACAGCAGGUGUCUGGCAUAUAGAUACUUGAUGUGGAUGUACUUUUAAAAGUUAUCCUGUUUUAGUGGUAACCACUUAAAAACAAAUAGUUACCUAAAAUAGUUACCAUUUUUGAUUUUCAUCAUGCAUUCUGGCAUUAUUGCUUUUGUUUCAUUCUCCGGUAUGCUGCAACGUUGCUUCAUGCAACUGUACAACGUCCCAGCUAUCUGCUAUUAGACUUAUUAGACUUGCAUGCUUUGACCAACACAAAUGCCACAUUCCUUGUAAUGUUUUGUAUACCUUGUUUAUCUUAACCACUGUAUGAACAUGCCAACACUCCAUCGUUGACUUAUAUUGUUUGAACUGCUAUGAAUCAACUUAAUGUGAUACAAAGAAAACGUAUUUUCUAUCAGUUAUGUAUAAGUGGGCCAUCUGAUAUUCAUUCCCAGUCCGAAUCCAUCCAUAUGUGUGAUAUUGUGCUUGUGAAAGUGAGUAGGUUUUGUGAGGUCGUUUUUUGGUCUCCUUGGAGUGUUAGAAAUAUCUGUUCAGCAUUAGUUUACAACCUCACUCAGCUUUGGUUUAAAACUAAUACACUAACAUAGAAAUGCAAUAAAACAUUCAUCAACAUAGACUCAGCGAUACAAGGUUGGAUCACUUUUGGACUGUUGAGUAGUUUGUUUUUUCCCUGAAACUUAACUAGUCUUCAUGGUGGUGCUGGUGACUAAAUGUGAACUUUUUUGUUGCCAUAGUUGCUAAUGUGCCUGUGAACCUGCAUGUAAGCAGCAUCCAAUAAACAUCUGCCAGUAGAACACUUGUUUAAGAAAGUGAAAUAUUAAUACAAUAACCCCUGUGUGUGCAAAUAUGAGUUUUAAUUAUUACCAUUUAUAUUGCCAAUGUGAUCACAGUGCAUCUCAAUACUGAAAUGUGACGUCUCACAUCUGACAUAAAUUCAACAAAAUGUCUGAUCAGAUUUCUUCAGAUUUAUUUUAUGGAUAGUAAUGUAAAAUAAAGUCAGCAGUGUUGACAUCCCAAAUAUUCACCCUCA
Messenger RNA from Cyprinus carpio (common carp), 4275 nucleotides. RefSeq names its product AP-1 complex subunit beta-1-like. Bases 175 to 2922 code for a protein of 915 amino acids. Lineage: Eukaryota; Metazoa; Chordata; Actinopteri; Cypriniformes; Cyprinidae. The record is from RefSeq and is a predicted model, not a curated record. The transcript has 22 exons. Gene Ontology annotation, biological process: vesicle-mediated transport; intracellular protein transport. Gene Ontology annotation, molecular function: clathrin binding. Gene Ontology annotation, cellular component: clathrin adaptor complex; membrane coat.